AUGGUGGACCGCCCCGCCUCCCCAAUCCCGGCGCCGAGAUUGGACGACGCAUCCUCACCCAUGCCAUGCAGUCAAGAGGACGCACUCGUGGCUGAACACACGUUGAAGGUGGAACACACCCACCAUCGUGUCCAAGCUUUACAUGAUCAGUUGACGCUGGAGCGAGCGCAGCGCCAGGCCCUCGAAGAGAUCGUGCUCGGCCUGCAGGCCGACAACGCCCAGCUGCUGCGCGAAACGGGCCGCGCAAGUGCCGCCACGUCUCGCAGCGGCAGCCGUACAGGUUAUGAGGAGGCCUGGCCCUCUCUGUGCGAUGACCUGGCAGAGGCCCAGCAGCACAUCAACAUCCUUCAACAACAUCGCGUCGCCCACGCUCAACUCCUAGAACGUCAUCAGGCGGCCCUUGUUGUCCAGCGGGAAGCUUUGCUCAAUCUGGUCGACCAUACGCGACAAGAGUCCAUGGCACUGAUUCGGUCCACCCUGGCACAGGCGGCUCGCACCUUGCGUGCCCGCAAAACUGCCCACUCUGCCUCAACCCCUGCUCCGCCUACCUGCGUUGCCAGCACCCAAACUCACCUGGAGGCGGCCGACAUUGGCGCCAAAACAACGUCGGCUUUGUGUGACCUCGAUGAGAAGCAGGAACCCGCUUCGGACAAGGCACGGGCGCUACAUCAGGCCCACGACGCUCUGCAAUCCACGCUGCGCCGCUGCCACGAGGCCAACCAAACCUUGACCGGUCAGCAACAGGGUCUCCUGACCCGCUUGUCUGAUCUCCAGGCUCGACUGCGUCAUGCCCACACUACGGCCCGCACCUUGCCCUCGCUUCCAGCUCCGCCGUGCCGCGUUGACGCCGCUACUUCGCCCCCGCCCUCGCCCCUGAGGACAGCCACGUCCAAAUGCCACCCUGAGUCGCACGACCAUAAACGGGACUGCAUCCAGAGCUCGCCCGACCAUCUCCACCGACAGGCCACCGAUGAGCUUGCCUCUAGCCCCAAGUCCAAGCCAGCCCCCGACUCGGCCUCCGACAUGGAUUACAUUCCAGCCUCUAGCCCCGACCCUGACCCAGCCCCAGAACAAAACGACUGCACCGAUAAGGACCAAACGAACGGCGGCGCUGCCAUAACUGAGCAGCCAACGACCGACCAUGGUCACGACCAGCCUGCGGCUCUGGUCACACCCCGUGCCGGUCCCGGACUGGCAUCGCACCGGCUGACCCAUGAGCAUCCAUGCCCGACUGACGCCCGCACUCAUUUGAGCACCAACGUUGACGCUCAUGCCCAUGCCAAACUGCGAUUGGCCUGGCCAGACACCAAAACAAACCAACCAGUGGCCAACGCCAUCAGCCCUCAAACCGCGGCGGCCACCAUGACCCAGAUUGCACGCUUGGGUCUCCCAGCUCAGCCGCUGCCCCGUCCACCGCGCCCACCGCUGGCCCGCCCUGCCCUAGCUCCGAUUACCUCGAGCAGCAAUGAUCUGCACAACCGCAGCAGCAGUUCCACUGGAGCCAUCAGCAGCGCCAGCUCGCCCGCCUCCAGCCCGCGCCGGCAGCCCGGCCUUCGGGCUCGCCCGCUGCCGCCGCCGCCACCAGAUGGCUUGUCCAGCAGCGGCACCAGCGUGCAAACAACCCCUGAUCGCCUCACCAUGAGCUCGCCAGAGGUGGCGGAUACCCCAGGCCCUGCACCACCCCUCCUGGCUCGAGACCAACAUGCCCCAUCUGUCAUUCCACGCCACCGUGUCGCCUUGUGUUUCAGCGGCUUCAAGCCGGGGCUUCUCGACUACGACACGGCAACACGAGACCGCCUGGUUGAGGCCGCCCGCCGAGCCGGAUUCUUUGUGCAUGAAAGCGAUCAGAACCUGGAGCACAUUACGCACGUUGUCGCCCCCAAUGGUUGUCGCACCGUCAAGGGCUGGCCCGUGGAUGAGGCCUCCAAUGGAGGCUGCAAGCUCCCCGAGUCCCCAUUCGCGGGGCGUCGAUACCGCCUCUCUGAUGACUUUGCCCAGGAUAUUCGGCCCGCCAAACUGCAACACUUGCGCUUGAUCCUGGAACAGUAUGGGGGUGGACAGUUGGUGCAAGACGGCACGCCCGACGUGUGGAUCGUCAACCCACGCCGCCCUGCAGCAAUGGGACAAUGCAGCCAGAGCUGGGCCGAGAUCUUGGGCUCCAUCCCCACACAUGCCGAGCUUCUUCGUACCCAGCUCGGACGAAGCUCUUUGCCCUCGAAUCUCCUCGCCGAGCUUGGAGGCCUUGCCUCGCCACGCACCUUGGCGCUUGAGGCACAGCUCCGGGAUCGACCGGGAGCCGAGUAUGCCCAACGACCGGUGGUGCGUCCCUUUGCCGGCCACUCCCCAUCCAUGUUGGCUCCGGAUGGAACUGCCGGCCGGCCAUUGAGCAAGCGCACCAAGCGCACCAAAACGCGCCCUUUGCCACGCCCCCUGCCCUUCUUCACCCGCUGAUGCUGCACGGCCUGUGGGACGGCGCUUCUUUUUCUUCUUCUCAAUCGGAGGAAGCCAAAACAAGCCCGCUUUGGAGAGUAAAAGAUAGACAGAAAGAGUAGACAUGAGAGACAUAAAAGCUGCGAGAGACAUGAAAUUCGAUGGCCUACGCCAAAGCCCGAUACUGAGAAACCAGAUGAUGGCGACCCGCCGCAAGCUGAGCUCCGACCAAGGCGGUUCCUCCGGCCUGAGCCGUUGUGCCCGUGUAAACGGCCUGGUCCACUUGUAAGGGUGGCGCAAACUGCACACUGACGCCCACGGGCACAAGCAGGUGAUAGCUCAGCUGUGCAAAACGUGCGAGAGAAAAGGACAACGACGUGAAUUGAGUCCGCCAG
Messenger RNA from Monosiga brevicollis MX1, 2825 nucleotides. RefSeq lists its product as uncharacterized. The transcript has 5 exons. The record is from RefSeq and is a predicted model, not a curated record. Lineage: Eukaryota; Choanoflagellata; Craspedida; Salpingoecidae. Bases 1 to 2451 code for a protein of 816 amino acids.